Messenger RNA from Patiria miniata (bat star), 2581 nucleotides. It is a transcript of the gene wnt1, whose product is annotated as protein Wnt-1-like. The record is from RefSeq and is a predicted model, not a curated record. Gene Ontology annotation, cellular component: extracellular region. Bases 990 to 2171 code for a protein of 393 amino acids. Lineage: Eukaryota; Metazoa; Echinodermata; Asteroidea; Valvatida; Asterinidae. Gene Ontology annotation, biological process: neuron differentiation; multicellular organism development; canonical Wnt signaling pathway. The transcript is spliced from 4 exons. Gene Ontology annotation, molecular function: cytokine activity; frizzled binding.
CCAUUGGCCGAUAGUACAAACAUCCUCCCGCGAUUUACCCAGCAUGCAACGCGCAAGCCGGUGCCUGCGGUGAAAAAAAAAUACGCCAGCUGAGUGGGCAGAUAGAGAAAGGCACAAAUUCUCACACGAGGCACUAAGCAACAAAUCAUUAAGAGAGAUAAAUUAUUUCACUUUAAUUGCCAGUUGGUUUAAAGCCGCGGUGGCACUUUGGUGAUUCAUUAUCACUUUUCUGAAAAAGUGCUGCAACUGCCUAAAAAAAAAGUGACAGGUAUAGAGUUCAGAGAUCCCGACCAACGCCGGCACGUGCGCCCAGUUGAUAGAGAGUGAGUACGGAGGGGCAUCGAGUCUAGCAGGGCCAAACCAGUUUACCGCCCGGGCCGAGCCUUGCGGACUAGAGUGACCACGACCGUGACAAAGCGUGAGCCGGCCCCUAUUCUUCACCGACACACACCCUCGCCUCUUUGACUGCACCGUAGCUGAGUCUUGAUCCUGCCGCGUAGCAGUUGAAAGACUUCAAAGCAGCCGGCACGGACAUCAAAGCGCAUCAGAGCAACUCAUCAAACCCACCGGGCUCCGCCAGACCCACCGCACGCUUUUGUUUUGCUACUUCCACUCCCUGGAUGCUCGGUUUCAUCUCAAACAACGGCCCCAAUUUCGGAUCUCACUGUCUCUUUUGUUAAGGCGUCUAGCUGGGGCGUUAGGUACCCCCUCUCACCGGUCCAGACUUGACGUUUUCCCACUUUGUUCCCAGAGAAUAGUUUCCGUCUUCAGUCACUGUACUUGUCACCUCGAGAGAACACUACGAAGAAUCCUGCUCAGCGUCCCUUUUUUAUGAGGCCUUGAACUUCCAUUUGGAGUUUUGUGAUCGUUAAAAACCCCUUCAGACGCUGAGAGCAUUACGGGAAGCUAGCCUCUCAGGGGAUACGGCUAGCUGCUUGAGUGUUUCCAGGUUAACUGUAUAAAUAGCCGAUUACCGGCUCAUCAUCAUCAUGAAGCUGGAAUGGCUUGUGGCGUUCUUCGUUCUUCCCAUGGCCAGUCUACUUGCCAAGGAAACCACAGCAGCAUCCAGUGGCAAGUGGUGGAGUAUCGCUACCUACCCUCAAAAAUCCAACAUCGUGACGGACACGCAAGGCACCGAGAUCUCACUAGAGCCACAGAUGAGACCGUUGAACAAACGCCAGCGGAGGAUGGUGCGUGACAACCCGGGUAUUCUGCUGGCCAUCUCCCAGGCCGUCAAGAUGGCCGUCACCGAGUGCAAGUACCAGUUCAAGAACCGGCGAUGGAACUGCCCGACCAUGAUGAAUGUCCAAGGAGCCAAUAGCCUCUUCGGCAAAAUCCUUAAUACAGCUUGCAGGGAAACUGCGUUUAUUUACGCCAUAACCAGCGCGGCUGUCACACACUCCGUAGCCCGUUCGUGCAGCGAGGGCAGCGUGGAGACGUGCACCUGCGAUUACAAGUACCAGCGACCCAGCGAAGAGGACUGGGAGUGGGGCGGCUGCAGCGACAACAUCGCCUUCGGCCACCGCUUCUCGCAGAAGUUCGUGGACGCCGACGAGAAAGGGCGAGACUUGCGGUUCAUGAUGAACAUGCACAACAACGAAGUUGGAAGACUGACGGUUUCUUCAGACAUGCGGCAGGAGUGUAAAUGCCACGGCAUGUCCGGUAGUUGCACCAUCAAGACGUGCUGGAUGCGCCUACCAACCUUCCGUACCGUGGGAGAGUUCCUCAAGGAUCGCUUCGACGGCGCUUCCCGCGUGGCGCUCCGCAACGAGGGAGUCCGGGACAGCAGCAACAGCAACAGCAACCGGCCCGGGAGCGAGCGGGGCGGACGGCGGGACCGCGGCCAGCAGCGCGCCCCAACCGGCACCGAGUCCAACUUCCAGCCGUACAACGCCAACCACAAGCCGGCCGGCCCCCGCGACCUGGUCUACUUCGACGACUCGCCCGACUUUUGCGUGCGGAACGAGAAAGUGGGCACCCUGGGCACGGUAGGGCGGGAAUGUAACAACACCUCCCUGGGAGUGGACGGGUGUGACCUGAUGUGUUGUGGGCGGGACUAUGACGGCUCACAGGUCCGAAUCAAGGAAAGAUGUAGCUGCACUUUCCACUGGUGCUGUAAAGUCAAAUGCCAAGAAUGCACGACAGUAAGAACCGUCUAUCGCUGCCGGUAGAACAUUGUAUAAAGUGUACUUUUUGUAAACACCUAACUCAAACCCAUGUCUCAUGUGUUAAGUUCUAAGUAACUUCAGUACAAAAGAAACAGAAAAAGCUCCCGCGAAAGCUUUUUGACAGCAGGAACAUUGACUUUUUCUAAAAACACAAAAGGCAAGAGCUGAGCUUGUCUAACAAACAAGAAAUCUCGAACAUAUUUUUUAACCAUAUGAGAUGUGGUCUAGUCGGUGAAUCUCUAUUAUGUAAAUAAAUAUUAUAUGAUACUUUUAUUAACAUUUUUUUAGCGUGCAAAGUAAUUAUAAUUAUUAUUAUUAUUUUGUUUUGGUAUGGGUACGAACGUUGAUUUAUAUGCGACAUCCGCCAUUCGUCGUGAACAAAUCAAUGCAAAGCUGUUGGAAGAUUAACCUAC